Molecule: messenger RNA, 1632 nt
Organism: Trifolium pratense (red clover)
Lineage: Eukaryota; Viridiplantae; Streptophyta; Magnoliopsida; Fabales; Fabaceae
Exons: 4
Coding region: 1-1632 (543 amino acids)
Source: RefSeq, a predicted model, not a curated record
AUGUCGAACUCUGCAAAAUCCUCUCCAAUCAAGGACGCCUCUACUCAUUCAACAAUGGGAGGAGAUUCUCUUGUCAUCAAUGCCAUUCCACUUUCAAGUAUACCACCUAUUAGUCCUGCUAAAAGGGUGAAGAAAGCGUCGAAGAAGGUGAAGCCAUCGCAAGUGAUUCUCAACUCUUCAUCUCCCUCUGCUUCAAUUAAGAAAACGAAGAAGAAAAGUAAGAAAUCGAGAACUGAAUCGGGGCGAAGCUUUACAAUGUCUGAACUACAUGUUGAUCCACUGCCAUCGAGUGAUGUUGCUGCUCCUGUCGUUAAUCCUGCAGAGGAUAAUGUUAUCGCAUCUGGUAAGAAUUCUCUUAAUCUAGGCCUUGAUGUUCCCAAUUCUGUUGAAACCCUAGAUGUAGAGAACCCUACUGUGUCUGAAAAUUUGGGGAAAAAGACUGCUGCUGAUAAAGUUGUCAAUGAGAAUCCUGAAGUUAUAAUUGUCAAUGAAACAACUGUUAGUGAUAAGUCCGUUCCUACAUAUUCUGAGGCUAGUGUGGCUAGGAGGACUAGAAGUAGGGCUGAUAAAGGUGUAGAAACUGCUAACACACCUGUCCAAACACCCAAACCAUCUAGGGCUGGAAAAGAUACUGGUAAAAAGCCCCUAUAUGGACCUCCAAAACCUGUGAGUAAGGUGGUUCCUAGAACUGAGACUAAGAAAAGGAAAGCUCCACCAACCAGUGACUCUGAGUUUGAGCCAGAGACAGAUGUUGUUGUAUCUGGUAGCACAUCUAGAAAGAGUAUAGGAAGAAAGAAAGUUCCUCAAUCUGUUCCCUAUGCUCCUUUGGAUAAUGUUUCGUUCCAUCUGGAAAAUGGGUCUGCUAGAUGGAAGUUUGUAUAUCACAGGAGGUUGGCUUUGGAAAGGAACCUAAAAGAUGAUAUCCUUCAAUGCCAAAGUGUUGUUGAAGCUAUUGAGUAUGCAGCAAGUCAUGAAUAUAGGCAAGUAUUUGUUCGUGGGAAGUGUGUCAAAUUCUCACCAACUGUGAUCAACCGACAUAUGCAAAGAAAUACUGAUGAGGUGGCUGCUCUAAAAGUCACAGACAAUGAGGUCUGCAAGGUCCUCACAGGUGGCAGGAUAAAGGUAUGGUCUACCAAGGCAAAGUUGGCUGCAACUUCUCUCUCUCCAUUUUAUGCUGUUUUGAAUAAGAUUGCUGCACACAAUUGGGUGCCUACAACCCACUCAGGUGAUGUGGUCAGAGGAUUGGGAAAGUUCAUUUAUGCUGUGGGUACAAAGGCAAAAGUUGAUUAUGGGUCCUAUUUCUUUCAAGAAACUUUAAGCCAUGCUUUGACCUAUGCUAUUGAGAAACCAGUAGCUCUUCCCACUCUGUUAUGCAAUAUCAUCCUUGAGCAACAUCAAGAUAUUCUGAGAAGCACUGAUGUUCCUUGUAAAAGGAAAGGGAUGAAGCAGAUGAUUGCUGAUCUGACUGAGGCUAGCAGAGCCCUUGAGGCAAGAAAAUUGAAAAUUGAUCGUGUGAUAGAGGCCCUCAAGGCUGAGGAAGCUGCUGAGACUGCUGAGGGUGAGUCUGCUGGACAAGAAGGAGUGGAAACCAGUGGGUCUGAUGAUGAUACUGAUGAAAGCUCUUCUAUCUGA